This is a messenger RNA of Anoplopoma fimbria (sablefish), 1857 nucleotides long. RefSeq names its product complement component 8, beta polypeptide (gene c8b). The coding region runs from base 35 to 1795 and encodes 586 amino acids. Gene Ontology annotation, cellular component: membrane attack complex. Gene Ontology annotation, molecular function: protein binding. The record is from RefSeq and is a predicted model, not a curated record. The transcript is spliced from 12 exons. Gene Ontology annotation, biological process: immune response. NCBI's taxonomy places the organism in Eukaryota, Metazoa, Chordata, Actinopteri, Perciformes, Anoplopomatidae.
CUCCUUGUUCACAGUCAGUUGAUAACACACAGCCAUGCUUCCUGCGGUGAAACGGAUGAGUGCAUUCAGUUUGCAGUGCUAUCUACUCUAUGUUACUUUGGGGCUGCUAAGUAAAGUCGCCCUCACAGCAGUGAACAAUGAGGAGCCCAGUGUUCGUGAAGCUCGGUCAGUGGGCGACCAGGUGUUAGUUCAUCCAGUGGACUGUGUUCUAUCAGAGUGGAGCUCGUGGUCACGCUGUGACACCUGUCAGAAAAAAAGAUAUCGCUAUGCUAAACUGGAACGGCCAUCCCAGUUUGGAGGGCAUCCGUGCAAUUUUCAUAGCAGGGAGGAAGAGGCCUGCGAAGUUCCAGCCCGCUACACCUGUGACAAUGUUCCUGUGUGUGAGGGAUUCCUCUGCACCCACACAGGUCGCUGUAUUCCCAGAACUCUGCGGUGUAGUGGGGAGGACGACUGCGGGGACAUGUCAGAUGAAGUCGGCUGUAAGAACGUUCACAAGCCCUGCAGGCAGGAGGCUGAAGAGUAUUGGGGAAUCGAAAACCUUGCCAAAGGAAUCAACAUCUUGAACAGUAACCUGGAGGGAUUGGUGCUUGAUAACAGAUACUACGCUGGCAGCUGCUUGCCACACUACAUCGAGGAUGUCAGAUUCAGGAAGCCUUAUAAUUUGCAACAGUACAGUCUGCAGACAAAAGGCUCGUAUGAUUUCACCCUGCAGUCUUUUGAGUCGUACUCUGACUUCAUGGACCACACCGUAAAGGAGCGCACAACCAAAACCAGUAUUUCCAUUGGCUUUUCCAUUCCAGGCACAUUUGAAUUUGGCUUUAACCACAACAGUUUCAAAUACACCAAGGCAGAACAGAAGAUUCGCCGUGCUUCUGGCAAGACUAACAGCUUUGUGAGGGCCAAAGCUGAACUGGAGUUGGCCCAGUACAUGUUGAAGUCCGAUGAUUUGAUGCUUCACCCUGAGUUCCUGCAGCGCCUGCGCUCCUUGCCACAGUCUUAUGUUUAUGGGGCGUACAGACAGAUCUUCAGGUACUACGGCACCCACUACAUCACAGAGGCGACCCUCGGAGGAGACUAUGAGUACACCAUCAUCCUGAACAAGGAGAAGCUCGAGCAGUCAGAUUAUUCUUUGGACGACUAUAAACGCUGUACGCAGUCAGGCCUUAAGGUCGGGGCCAACAUAUACGGUGUUUAUGUGUCGGCGGGGGUUCAUGGUGGAUCCUGUAACGGCGCUCUGAAUGAGAUGGGAGAGGACACAGUGCAUGGCAGCAUGGUGGAAGACUUUGUGUCUGUUGUAAGGGGUGGGAGUAGUGAGUCCAUCACUGCUUUGGUGGCCAAAAAGCUUCCCACCCCGAAGCUGAUGGGGCUCUGGGGCGAAGGCGUGCGUUUUAACCCUGACUUCCUUCGCACAACAACACGGCCGCUGUAUGAGCUGGUGUCUUCCAGAGACUUCUCCCAUGCUGCCACCCUGAAAAGAAACCUGAAGAGAGCGCUGUCAGAGUACCUGGCAGAGGCUAGUUCGUGUCGAUGUGCUCCAUGCCACAACAACGGAGUGGCCGUUUUGAGAGGCACCAGGUGUGACUGUGUGUGUCCUAUUGGCUACACUGGACGGGGCUGUGAGAUCACUCAGAGGCGAAAAGAUAUAGCCAUUGAUGGAAGCUGGAGCUGCUGGGGUGUGUGGUCAUCCUGCAGUGCAAGAACGAUGACGAGGAGUCGACAGUGUAACAACCCGGCACCCAGCGUAGGAGGCCUGGCAUGCAGAGGACUGCAGCAAGAGUCUACUGAAUGCUUUUAAUAUCUGCACAACAGCCCCGUUGUAAACCUUGACAUAAAGAAAAACCCUCUUUGAAAAUGGAA